Gongylonema pulchrum is the source of this 246-nucleotide messenger RNA. The record is from the annotation of a GenBank genome assembly. Lineage: Eukaryota; Metazoa; Nematoda; Chromadorea; Rhabditida; Gongylonematidae.
AUGCGUUUCGAGAAGACGAAUGAAAUGCUUGUAAAUUGCUGUGCCCUAUCCAGCAGGCGGUUGGAGAAGGCGAAGAAGGAACUGAUUUUCAAUCGGCAGCUGAUCCUUGAGAUGAAGUCCGACCUGGAAUCCAUAUUUCGUCGCAUACGUGCCUUGAAGCAGAACUAUAUCAGCAAAUAUCCACAAAUUUAUCAGCAUUUUGGUAGGCGCUCCGCUUUCAUCUGUUCUGGAUUACUGCUGUUGUGA